Neurospora crassa OR74A is the source of this 424-nucleotide messenger RNA. RefSeq lists its product as hypothetical. The transcript is spliced from 3 exons. NCBI's taxonomy places the organism in Eukaryota, Fungi, Ascomycota, Sordariomycetes, Sordariales, Sordariaceae. The record is from RefSeq and is a predicted model, not a curated record. Bases 104 to 319 code for a protein of 71 amino acids.
CGGAUGUCGCUGCCCUGCCGACGUGAACGCCAGCGAGGUGUGUGCUCUGCCAGGCACCCUGCACCUUCCCAUUCGUUCAGUCAUCAGGGUCGGCGACGACGAGAUGAGAAACGUGCUCAGAAUCUGGUCACGAUCGCAAAAGUCAGCCGAGCAAGACAAGAAAGACACGAUGCAAUGCCAGAUGAAGAGACAUCGUGACGCACCUUCCUUCAGGAAACCUCCCUUGCUGCUUGGCGGUGACCAAAAGGGCACAGGUCAGCAAGGUGACAAGAGCCCCGCAGUUCCCUUUCUGCAAAAGAGACGGACCAACCACGGUUAACCCUGACACCUGACGUACCCCACAAGCUCACAACCCUCAGCGACAAGGAAGGACCGGGAAGGGAACUGAAAGUGACGGCGGGGCAGCUUCACCUUGGAUUCACUG